ACAAAGGAGAGAGACGGCACUGACUCUGUGACCCAAACAGUGGAACACCCACAGAAGGCAGAGGGGAAUGUAAUGAAUCGCGUACGCAGUGUGUCUAUCCACCCAAGAAGGCCAAUAACUAAAAUUGUCAGCCAUGAGAGAGGCCGUUCCAGGACCAGACACCACUGCCCAACUUCGAUCCAUACAAAGGAGAGAGAUGGCACUGACUCCCAAACAGUGGAACAUGCACUGACUCCCACUGACUUCCAAACAGUGGAGCGCUCUCAGAAGGCAGAGGGAGAUCACAUGUGGGAAGAACAGGACCUAACCCUUUUUGAACAGAAAUGUAACAGAAUGUUCAAGAGAGAGAGGGAGUGGUUGGAGGACAAGAGGAGAGAGAUCAGAAAGAGGAAGAUCCUAUGGAGACAGAGAAAACUGGUAGUAGAGGGAAGAUACCUAGCCAAGAUGGAGGGAUUGCUAGAGGACAUGGCAUGGCGAGUCCAGGCAUUGGAUUUGUUCACAAAGAAAGAUGGAGAAACAAAGAGUGGUCAAUCAAAGAAGAAGAAUGGCCAGGUCACCCAGGUGACAGGACAGUACAAGGCAGGGGAUAAAUCACAGCUUGAGAGCAAGGCUGAGAGGCCAGAGCAGAAAAGGAAGGAGAGGGAACAGAGAAAGGAAAGGAAAGGAGAGGAGGGUGGUGAUGGAGAUGAUAAUGGUGCAGGGAAAGAAUACAGGGGUGGUUUGGCUUGAAAUAGGUCUGAGGAGGGCCUGGAAACGGUUGAAGAAAGGGAUCACAUCCUACUAGGAUGAUAUGAUUUACUUUUUGGAAUAAACUGAGCUUUUA
This is a messenger RNA of Coregonus clupeaformis (lake whitefish), 823 nucleotides long. RefSeq lists its product as uncharacterized. The transcript is spliced from 4 exons. Lineage: Eukaryota; Metazoa; Chordata; Actinopteri; Salmoniformes; Salmonidae. The coding region runs from base 73 to 729 and encodes 218 amino acids. The record is from RefSeq and is a predicted model, not a curated record.